Ogataea philodendri is the source of this 699-nucleotide messenger RNA. RefSeq lists its product as uncharacterized. The transcript has 2 exons. The record is from RefSeq and is a predicted model, not a curated record. The coding region runs from base 1 to 699 and encodes 232 amino acids. NCBI's taxonomy places the organism in Eukaryota, Fungi, Ascomycota, Pichiomycetes, Pichiales, Pichiaceae.
AUGUUUAAACCCACACCGUUGGGCAACAGUCUUGGGUUGUGGUUGGCCAGCUCCUUGUCGGCGUAUUGCUUGAACUUCACGGACUUGUCAAGAGACCGUGAGGUGUGGAAGUUGUGCUCAUUCAAGCUUCAUGAGACCAAAAUUAUUGUUUGUCAUUUGGCGGUGCAACCCGUCAAUUUGCUCGCCGGAAGAAGCGAUAACAACGAAGUCGAUCGACGAGAGGUCGGUAUAAUGAGAAGGGAGCAAGUGAUCGAAUGCGAAAAGAGCAGAACCCAAAACAGACGACUUGACGUACCAUCUGUCCUGUUUUUGAGAGCCAUAGAAACUGUCGCCCACGUUCAACGCGAGCAGACUGCGCAAAUCAAAUUCUUGUUCAUCCAGAGAGUCCUUGAGAUCCUCUUCAGAAAUUGGAGUCGAGUCCACUUCAAUCUCGUUGUCGGAAGAGUCCAUCAAGUGCAAAGGAGAAACAGAAAUGACCCGGUGAUUAGUUUCAAGGAACUGGUGGAAAGCAGUCGAGAUAGGCGAUCCGUAUGGAGACGAGUUCAAAAUCAAAAUAUUCAGAGCACCGGCCAAAGGGCUCAGGCACAGCAGAGUGCUCCAAAGAGCCACAGACACAGAGCAACGCAUAAAUUCCAAAUCAGAAAGUUGGCGGAAUUUUGGGCUAUUAAGUACUUGUGCCCUCGUGUGCAGUGUAAAUAA